Messenger RNA from Erinaceus europaeus (western European hedgehog), 981 nucleotides. RefSeq names its product actin related protein T1 (gene ACTRT1). The record is from RefSeq and is a predicted model, not a curated record. Gene Ontology annotation, biological process: regulation of DNA-templated transcription. Gene Ontology annotation, cellular component: nucleus. Lineage: Eukaryota; Metazoa; Chordata; Mammalia; Eulipotyphla; Erinaceidae. Gene Ontology annotation, molecular function: chromatin binding.
AUGUUUAACUCAUUUGUAUCAGGUGGUCCAGCUGUAAUUGUUGAUAAUGGAUCAAUAUUCUGCAAAGCAGGCAUAUCUGGACAAAUCGUACCCUGACAUGUUCUCAGAUCUAUCAUGAGUCAUACUAAAUUCACUCUGCCUUCAACAGAAGUAACUCAUCACUAUGUUAUGGGGUGGGGAGAAGCUUUAUACAAGCAUGAAACCUUUCAACUGCACUAUACUAUUGAGUAUGGACUGGUAGCAGGAUGGGAUGACAUGGAAAAGGUUUGGAAAUUCCUUUUUGAGUCUGAGAUUGGAGUUAAACCAUUUGGAAAUCCUGUGCUCAUGAUUAAGUCCUCCUUGAACCUCCUUGAACCUAAGGCCAAUAGAGAUAAGAUGGUAGAAAUGAUGUUUGAGAACUUUAAUGUGCCUGCCUUCUACCUAUCCAACCAUGCAGUGGUAGCACUAUAUGCCUCUGCUUUUGUCACUGGCAUGGUGAUAGACAGUAGUGAUGGGGUCACUUAUACUGUCCCUGUUUUUGAGGAUUACUCUCUACCUCAUACUGUCAGCAAGCUCUAUUUGGCAGGUAAGAACAUCACAGAGCAUCUCAUCUAACUUAUAAUGAAAGGAACUCCCUUCACUUACAUUCUUGACAAGGUUUUAGCAGAGAACAUCAAAGAGAAGUUAUGUUAUGGCCUGGAACCAGAUAAAGAGAGGUUCAAAAGGCCAGAGGAGGUACUAAAAUAGUAUAGAAUGCCAGAUAGGAAUGCCAUUCGUAUUGGGAAACAGCUGUACCAGGUGCCUGAAGUUCUUUUCAUGCCUGACCAUCUGGACUCUCCACAACUCAUGACUCUCAAAAAUGUUUUUAUCAUUAUGAAGUGUGACACUGAUAUCCAGAAGAACCUUUCUGCAGAAAUUGUGCUUUCUGUGGGGACCACUCUCUUCACCCUUGGAAUUUUCUUUUUAAACAAAAUUAUACUUUCAGAAGUAUCACCUUGUUAA